Messenger RNA from Acanthisitta chloris (rifleman), 1485 nucleotides. Its product is annotated as chromosome unknown open reading frame, human C1orf116. The transcript has 4 exons. The record is from RefSeq and is a predicted model, not a curated record. The coding region runs from base 1 to 1485 and encodes 494 amino acids. Lineage: Eukaryota; Metazoa; Chordata; Aves; Passeriformes; Acanthisittidae.
AUGGAAAGAGCAUCCCAGAACUGCCCUGUGUUCCAGUCAGCUGGGACAUCACCCCCCGUGCCCGACACCCUGGCAGCCCGUGAUAUGCCUAGGAAGGAGCUGGGCAUGGCUGGCUGCAACUCUGGCAGCUGUGACAGCAUGAUCAGCACAGCCUCCAACCACUCACAGCGGUUGGAAGAAACUAUUGGCUCACUGGAUGCAGAAGCAGACAGUGGGGUCUCCACUGAUGAGACUGACUAUGCAGAGCCCUCCAAGCUGCCUGGGAUGUGGCCCAAGAGAGAUCCUGUGCCCCAGGAUCUGGGAAAUGGGACUCUCCCUCCAAGAGGUCAGCAGCAUGUGGCUGAACAGAAGGAUGCUAAAAGCAUCUCUGCCUCCUCCAGCUCAGCUCCAACAGUGGUUUCAAGGCCAGGCUAUCACAGUCUUCCAAGGAACAUCCCUACAGCAAAUGGAGCUUCUGACAGCAAGGUGACUGUUCACACAGCGAAGGACGCAGUGCCAGCAGAUAAAUCUUCACAGGAGAUGGCCAAGGAGGACAGGCUUGACCAUGCCAACACAGGAAGCCAAAUGAGGUCUGUGAGAUCUUUGACUAUCCAACCUCCAGAUCCCUUCCAGGAUGACCUGGUGGACCAUGAGUGGUCACGCAGCAACUACUCGGAUGCCAAGGGGGAAAGAGCCAAGGAGACCAAGACUUGGACUUCAUGGGGCCAACCAGAGAAAUCCAUAUUGGAAGAGACCUCUCAGGACCUUGAUGCCAAACGUGGGCCUCCCACUGCCCCCAAACCACGAAAAUUGCCACCAAAUAUUAUCCUGAAAACCAGCAAAAACAACCCAGUGCCACUGGCCACAGAGCCUAACCAGAAGGCAAAAGCUCCUCCUCCACCCUCAGCUGCUUCUCACCCCGACCCUGCUGCAGAGAAGAUGAAUUCAGGGCAUUUCGACCCCAAGGAGAAGGAGAAAGUCCACCAGGAAGCACUGGAGAAGCUUGGCCUGUUGCACAACAGGAGGCAGCCCAGCGUUCACCUUCAACCUGCCCCACAUCCCCCGCCAAGGGAGACACCAUGCCCCAUCCCUGGGGAGCCCCAGGCUGUGGAGAGCUUGGGGCCAGGAAUCCGACAGAUAACAUUCAAAUCCAACACCCUGGAGCGCUCCGGAGUGGGGCUGAGCAGCUACAUAACCAACACCAAGGAGCAGAACGUCAAGACCAGCAGCUCCUUGGGCAAGAUGUCCUUCAUCGAGCGGCUCGCCCCGAGUUUCCUGAGGAGCAGCCGCCCCCGGCCGGUGUCCCUCGGGGCAGGGAAGGACUUUGCUGCCCUGAAGGAGUCGGGGCAGGUGGAGCAGGAGAAGAGCAGCAAGAGGAGAUCCCACCCUCUGCCGAGCUUCCCCAGGCCACCGCGCUCCUGCGUCAGCGUCAAGAUCUCCCCCAAGGGCGCGACCGACGACAACCGGAGGGAGGCUCUGAAGAAGCUCGGCCUGCUGAAGGAAUAG